AUGAUUGAUACAAUUAGUGAAUUUGAUAACGUUUCCCUUAAUGGAGGGAGGAAUUUCAGCUGGGUAUUCCUGUUAGAUUGGAUCCUUGUCGUGAUCCUAUGUUUAACUGUAAUUUUUUAUUUAAACAGAGCAUUUGCAUAUAUCAUAAAUUUGGCAUUAGAAUGGAUUGUAUGGAAACAUUUUAAAGUCAAAAUAAAUCUAGAAUCAGUACGGUUCUCCUUAUUAGGUGGCCGUGUAUUUUUUAAAAACUUGACAAUAAUAGAAAAGGAUCAGACAAUAUCGUUUCUCCAGGGUUGUAUAACGUGGCGAUAUUGGAUUUUUAGAACAAGACAAUCAGAAUUUGCAGAUGGGUCCAAAGAUUCAGAUGAGACAGAACAAGCAAAAUCUACAAAUUGGAAGCUACCGUGUAGGUUUUUAAUUGAAUGUAAUGGUGUUGAGUUAUUCGUCUACAAUAGGAAGGUGUCAUAUGAUAAUAUUAUAAAUCUCUUUUCUAAGGAAGAAAAAGUGAAAUUCUCAAAUUUCCUCUCAGAGAAUAAUUUUAGUGAUUAUUGUACAGAUUGCAAUGACUAUACAAGCUCUGGAAAUUCCGAUCAAAAGGAAGCAUUUAACUCCACUAGUAACAGCACUAGCGACGAAACAAAAAUUGAGGAAGAUGUAGAGCACUCUAGUGACCUUCCUGACGAUUCCAUAGAGUCCACAACACAUAAUGACAGAAUUUUUAGUCAACCUGGGAAAAAAUUAAAUUCAUAUUCUUUUUUAAAGUUCUUACCAAUAGAACUGAAAUUAAAACAUCUCUCUGUUGUUUUAGGGAAUAAAUUUACACCAUCACUGAUUGUAUUUAGUGCUGAUAGUGGUUGUGGUAGUGUUGAUUAUAGACUUCCUGAUUCGAAAUUAGAUGUUUUCACCAUGAGUUAUAAAUUACAAUUUAAGAACUUGAUAGUUGCGAUGAAACCAAAUAUUGGAUAUAAUGAAGAAGUUUCUAUUAAAUUUAAGUUAAAUAGAGGGAAACUGUCAAAACUUUGGAAAAGAUUUACUGUAAUAUCUGGAUUGAUUACUAGACCUUUGGGUUUAACUCACAAGAAAAACAAGAAUGAAGUGACAGAUGCCAUCUUUUUUCAAAAGUGGCAAGGUUUGUCGUUAUAUAAAGGUACCGGAAGAGACAGUAUAAAUAAUGAACUUGAUGAUAUUGAAUUCGAUUUUACAAGUCACGAAUAUGCAAAAUCAUCAACCAUAGUAAAGUCGCCAAAUGUUGACGUCACCUACGAAAUGGCAAUCCCGGGUCUGGUACCUCAUGGAGCUCAUAGGACGAUAUCUGGUGUCGAUGGGCCUGAUGUAGGUAAUAAUGGUGCACCUCCAACGAAUCAUUUGGAUAUCCAAGUUAAUGGUGGUUCCUUCUCAUAUGGACCUUGGGCACAGAGGCAAUUAGGCUAUAUUCAAGCUCUGUUAAUGCCACCCGUCUCAAAAUCUCAGAAGCCUGUUCAGAAAUUGUCACCGGGUUCAAGAAGAAUCUAUACUAUUUUCAGUAUUUCAAUUGCGAUGUUGGAUGAUGCUACAUGGCGUGUACCAACAAGGGAAUCCAGUAAAGAUGUAGUCUUCUUAGAACACUAUAAAGAGACAAAGGAUGAAUAUAGACCAUUUGGGUGGACAGAUUUAAAGUUUUCCAAAGAUUCUAGCGCUGAAGCAACAUUUGUCCUAAGUCCGACAUCAGAAGGUAUUAAAAAUAAUAUUAAUAUACAUCUUGUUAACAAUGAAAUAAGAUCUAGUGUGAAUCAUGAUAUCUUCCUGAAAUGUCAAUACUUUGAUUUCGGUUUACUUAUGCAUUAUCCUCUGGGUUGGAAUGAGAAAUACAAAUGGAAGGUCGAUAUGUCAUCAGCGCAAUCAGAAAUUUUUCUAUUGAGGGAACAUAUGACAUUGAUUAGUGAUAUUGUUACCGAUUUUACUGCUUCUUCAACAUCAGUCUACGAGCAAUUCAGACCAUCAAUAUUUGAACUGUCGUGGAUUAUGGAUGGUUAUUCAAUAUACUUAAACGUUAAUGACCAUAACAUUAUUAACAACCCUUUAGAUUUUAACGAAAAUUGUUAUUUAUCACUCCAUGGUGAUAAAUUAACUAUUGAUGUGUCUGUUCCAAAUGACAGUAUUACUAAUACGCGUUCUAAAAUCGACUACAAGAUAUAUACACCCAUGUAUCGAUUAUUACUGAACGCACCACCUUGGAACACUCUUAAUGAGUUCAUGAAACAUAAAGAAGUUGGUCGAUCUUAUGAUGUUACUGCAAGUGGUUCCUAUAUACAUUACAUGAGAUUAGGUAUUGAUAAUGUUGAUGAGAUUAUUAUUGAUGUUUUAAGUAAAUCUACCACGCUUCAUUGUUAUGGGUUUGUGAUUCGUUAUAUUAUGAAUGUACAAGAAAAUUAUUUUGGCGAUUUCUCACAUUUUAUUACAUCCGAAGAAUACACCGACAAAUUGAUUUCAUCGAAUACCAGCGAUUUCAUGCCAAACACGGAUAUUGAUAGUGGUUCAUUUUCAGCAAUGGAAACGAAUAUUAAAAAGAAUACUAGUCUUAAUCCUAUCCCUCGAAAUACAGAUAUUUCACCUUCUAAACUUAAAAGAACGGAGAAUGAGUCAGAAGUAUGGUUUACCUUUUCCGUAAUUGAGGGUGCAUUGAUUCUUCCAGAAACAAACUAUAAUGCCGAUCCUUGUAUUGGUCUGCAUUUUAGUGAGCUUGUGGUUGAUUUAAGAAACAAUAACUACUAUAUGGAUAUUCUAGCAACAAUAGAUAAUAUCAAUUUGAGAAGAUUUAUAGGUAAACAGUCAAACGAUAUUUAUGAGUGUGUUCGAAAGAAUAAUGGUACAAAUUAUCCCAGUUUUGGUACUUUAUCUGGGCUAUCCAUUUGUGGUCAUAGAAUGUAUGGUCUUCCUCCUGAAGAACACACCUACUUUUGUAAGUGGGGUAUAGAUAUUGGGGACAUUAAUAUUAAUUCUACUCUAGAAGUAGUUAAAGGACUAGGUCUUGCCAUUCAGAAAAUUAAAUUUGGUCACGAUGACUUAGAAAAUAUUUUACUGUAUCCAAAGGAUAUAAUUGACGACAUGACAUCGGUAACUCUUAAUGUUAGUUCUGUUGAAAUUGUUUUGAAUACACCGGAACCAAAGUCAUUUUUAUCGUUUAGAUUAAAUGACCUAAGUGUCAGUUCGAUUGAUUUUAUGAACGAUAGGUAUUCUAGCAGACAGGAUAUUACGUUACCAAAUCUGAAAGUUUCUUUGUACGCCUUUACGACAGAAAAUGAGAUUGUAUGUUUUUUUAAUUUUGAAACAAAACUGAACUUCAGUAACUUUUCAAAGACCAAAGAUUUCAGUGAAAAAACGCUCAAACAACGUAGUUAUAUGACCGUGAGUGAUUCUGCAUACCACAGAGUAUCGUUUUUAUUACCAGAAGAAUAUCAGAAUCUAGCUGUUUAUAACGACCAAUUUGGUGAUAUCGUUCCAUCAUCCUCCCUACCCUCACUGGCUUUACCUGUUUUACCAGAGACGAUCGAUAUUAUUAUUGAAGAAUUUUUAGGAGAAUAUUCCUCACUAUUGGAAGUUUUGUCGCCUGUUAAAAGUGAUUUUGAGAACCAGAUAUCAGAUGCAGGUUAUCUCACAAAAACGUCAACGAAACAAUCAGAUUUUACUAUGAUGAAGCAUGUAAAUAUGGCUUCCCUAAAUGAUAAUAAUAUGGCUAAAGUUGAUGAGAUGAAUAUUGAUCAAUCUGACUUAGUUUUUGAUAUUAACUAUAUUUCCAUGGAAUUAAACCCUAAUGUUGGAAAAUAUUUACAGCAAUUUUUGAAGGACUUCUAUACUGAGUCUAUAAUCGGUGUAUUGGAUGGUAUAGAAAUUGGUAUUGUUAAUAACUUAGGUAAACUUAAUGAAGGUAAUUCUGUUAUUACGAAUGUUAAAUUGAGAGUUUUAUAUUUUGAUAUAUUUUGGGGUAUUAGAGAAGAGAGUGGUAUAGAAUUAUUCCUUGACAAAAUAGAUUUUGAGAUGUCGGAGAGAGAAAUCGAAGAAAAUAGAGAGAAAAGGGUCAAGGAUCUGACACUGCUAAUGAAAUCUAAAUCUGUUAGAAUAACAAUUAAUGAACAGGAUACGAAAGGACAAGAUGAAGAACGACCCCCAGCCCUAUCUCUUGUCAUAGAGGGUGCAGAGGCAUGGUCCACAACGACAGAUGAUCAAACAAACUCUGUUAAAAUUAUGUCAACUGAUUUUACUGUGGACGAAUCACAAAUUGAAUGGUUGUUCGAGUUUUUCAGUACACAAGAUAAGUUUAUUAAGGAGGUCUCAGAGACAUUCAACAAUAUUCAGACAUUAAGAACUGGGUCUCGUAAAUCACUAAUAUCUAAACUGACGGCUGCAAGUGAACAUUACCAGAUUAGUCAUGACUCUUACGUUAUUACCAAGCCUGCAUUCAUAAUGCGAUUAUCUCGUGGACACAUUAGAGAAAAUCGUAGUUGGAAAAUUAUUACCCGUUUACGCCAUAUUUUGACUUAUUUGCCGGAUAAUUGGGAUCAAACUAUUGACUCUUCAUUCAAAGAUAAAAAGGUUAAUACAUUAAAGGAUGCUAAGGAGAUUUUUAUGAAUGUGUUUUCGAAUUGGAGAAACUGGGAAUUCUCAGAUGUUGCAAGAUCCUACAUAUAUAACAAAUUAUUUUUGGAAGGGCAAACUAAGCAAGAUGAGAACUCAUUACGGAGGGUUGUGAAAGCAAGUAUAACAUCCUUUUUUAUUACUGUUUAUACAAAAGGUUAUGAAGUUGAUCACAAUUUUGUUGUGACAGAUGCAGAUUUUUUGCUGGAACAGACACCACAAUUUUCAGAGCUUGGUAUCAAUCGUGAAAAAUUCAUUAAUGUAACGGCUAAGAUAGGGACUAUUAAGGGAAAAUUCAGUGAUAAAUUAAUUAAAAUGCAAGAAUUACUUCCAGUACUUAGGAGUGAAGAUGAAAAUAGACUAAAACGAGUGAGUACGCUUUCAAAAACAUUCAAACUGAAUGUUGCGAUGCUUUUUGGUCAUAGUGAAUUACAACUGGUGGUUGGAAAGACCAAUUUAGUCAAUACAAUCAAUGGAGGAACCGUAAGCAUGCUAUGGGAGAGCCCAAAGGAAUAUACAUCACAAGCGGGCUCUAUAAUUUUAUUUUCAGAAACUUCGGAACUGUGGUUAAAGCAUAGAGGUGUGGUUCUAGCUGAAGGUCAAUUUCACGAUUUGUCCGUGUCCGGUACAGCAGAAUCUUGGUCAAAUCAACCAACAUUUGUCAUUAAUGCUCAAUGUAGCGAUUUACAUUUAAGAGCAAUGGCUAAUACUGAUGUGUUAGUUAACUCAAUAGGUGAGAUAGAAGAAACAAUCCAGCAAAUAAAGAGAACUUGGAAGCCUUCGAAGAAGACCAUUAAUAGUUCAUAUCUCAAUGACCACAAGAUAAACGCAGAGGUUCUCUUCUUUUUAUCCAAUGUUAGUGUUGAAAUUAUGCCACUGUCACCUUUUCAAUGCCGUAGUGAGAUUAGAAAAGUAGAAAUUAUAUUCAAAAAGUACGACACUCAAGAUAUUAUCCUUAAUGUUUGGGAUACUGAUAUUUAUGUAAGCUCCAAUUUCACAAAACAACAAUAUUUCAGAAUAUCAUUAGGUGAUUUACAAUUAAAAUAUGACAUUAAUAAUGAACAAAGUACAAGUUUUAAUAUCGGUUUGUCAGCUUCGAUUGCGAAAUUAACUUUCUCAGAACCUCACAGAAUGAUAUCAAGUUUCCUUCAAGACGAACGUAUUGCAUCUCAGAGUUUUGCGCAAUUUGAAAAGUUAAUCCCAAUCUUUCAGAGGUUGGCAGUUGGCAAAGACUAUUCUUCUGAAAAUAAGAAAAGGUGCAUAUUCGAAACCGAUAUCACAUACCUUGGUAUUUUGAUUCCAAUAUCUACCACAUUCUUUGUUUUAGAAUUUCAUUCAUUGCUAGGUUCAUAUGCAGAUCUUGAUGACAUAAAAGGCGAAAACGAUGAUGAAGUCUCAGGACAGUUGUCAGCUGAAAAUAUAUUAUUUUUGAUUAAAGAUCGUGACGUCCCUUCAGGAUUAUCGAAGAUUUUAGAUUUAUCACUGAAAUUUUCAACCACUCAAAAGGCAGCAGAUUCUGAUAAAUCGUUCGAAUUGGAGAGUAACCAUUUCAGAGUCUGUUUCUCUCCAUUUUCAUUUGUUCGUUUAAUUUGGGGUAACCAUCAGUUACUUACUUUAUAUGAAUAUUAUAGAGAGAAUAGAAUUCAAAAUUUAUGGAAUUACAAGACACUCGAUGAUAUCAUAAAGAAGGAUGAUACCGGAACUUCCGAAUCACCUUUGAAGUUAUCAUCAAUCCAUAUUUUAUCGUACAAUUUCUGCGUUGGAUGGAUCUUCCAAGAUCGGAGUGGUAAAGAACCGGGUGUUAUGUUAGGGUUUAGUAGGCUAUUUUCUGCCUAUGAAAAGGGGUUCGGUAAGUUGACUCUGAUAGAAGCAUUUCUCUCAGUGGCUAAUGGGAAUACAUCAUCAACGUUUUAUUCUCAAGGUAAUGAAAAGGAUCGUAUAAACAGAAGUUAUUUACCCAAUAUGCAGAUUUCAUAUUGGUUCGAAAAAAUAGAUGAAUUAAGAGAUGUUUAUGUUAGAUUCCGUGGUGAGGCGCUUGAUGUCAAUUUUUUGCCAUUGGUUAUUGAAGUUAUCGAGUCAUGUGUAAAAUCUCUAGAACUUUUCCAACAUCUGAAACAUAGUUUAAUUAAGAUGCAACCACCAAAAAACAAAAAGAAAAAUAGCAACCGUAAGCCAAUGGAUCCAACAAAAACUUUUGCUCCUCUAUUUUCCGGUAUAAGAUCAAUAAACUGUCAAUUUCAAUAUGAUGGUGGUGUAUUCAAGGUCUAUUCAAUUCACGAUUAUGAAUCCAAGUUAGAUCCGUCUUUUGAGGUUAAGAGUCCUGGUGUACAGAUCUAUUUAAACUAUAAGCAUGAUCCAGACAGUAAAAAACCGCAUUGGAUAAGAGGAUUGGUUAAUAUUGAAAGUACUUACAAUCUACUUUACGCCAAAUGUGCACCACUUAUUGCAGCAUUUAUAGUACAAUUGCAAAACAUUGUUACAAGAUAUAAUGAGAAUGAGAAACGUGAGAUGAAGAAGCCGGUUAUCAAACCUGCAACUACAAAUUCUGGUAUCGACUACAAGCGGUUAUUGGAUCCCUUCGAUAUGGCAUUUAAAAUUACAUCGGCAGAACAAAAAUUAAGUUUAAGUUGUGAGCCUAAAGCCAAAGUCCAAUCUGAUAUUGGUUUUGGUUCUUUUACAUUCGACAUCACUACUAACGAGAAAGAAGAUUCUGAUCCAUUUAAUAUAUCCUUGGUAGUUGAAAACACAGAGGCCUCCAUUAAGCAUGUCUUUUCUAGAGAGGCAAGCACAUCUUUUAACAUAGACCUAAUUAAUUUUACAAUGAUAUUCACACAUCCUGACGUUAUUAAUAUAUUUGGUUUAGGUCUAAUUUCUGAUGUGAAUGUAUAUUUCAAUAUGAAACAACUCCAGAAUCUCUAUUUGUUUUUAGAUAUUUGGAUGUUAAGCAGUCUUCUGAAGAGCAAACCAAUCCAAAGUAUAUCAAGGGAGAGCAGUCAUCUUUCAAUUCCAAAGGUAGCCAGUAUUAAUAUUGAUACGCCAUGGUCAUUCACAUUGAUUUUUACAAAUAUAAAUGGAGAUGUGGAUCUAGGUUCAUCUUUAGGUCUGAUUUCUCUGAAACUGAAGAGGACAUGGGUAGCAUCAGAUCAUUAUCAAGACAAGAGACAAUUACUUUACACAUUUAUUGAUGACAUUCGCCUAUUAUCAAAGGGUAGAUUGAGUGGUGUUUUGGAGGUUAUCGGUGCUUCCUCGAUUAUUGAGGUUAACUGGCCACAUGAAUCAUUUGGACACAAGUAUCCACUUGUGUCUCUAUCCGCCAAUAUCGAUAAUAUUUCUGUGAAAGCUGCUUUUGAUUAUCACAUGUUCCUUAUUGGAACUAUAUUUAAUACAAAAUUCCAUCUGCAUAGUGAAAUGGAUAUUAACAACAUAAUGCCGGAUCUGCUAAAGGUACGUGUUACAUGUGAAUCUAUUAAUAUCUGUUCAACAGCAUUGGUAGCAGCCAACAUCGUCGAUUUGUACAAUACUAUAAUGCGUAUGAGACAAGAUAACAAAAUUUCGUACUUGGAAACAUUAAGGGAAUCUAAUUCCUCUGAAACAAGAACUCAAGACACAUACAGUGACGUUAUUAGAUCGUUAAAUCUGUUACAGACUGAUGUUUCUGUGGAUAUUUCCACGCUGAACAUACAAAUAUCUCCUAUAUCCUUAUAUGAUAUUGAAGUAUUAGUAAUUAAUAUUGGUAAAUUAUCUGCAAGUUCAGGGACCCACUCCGGUCCAAAAGUCAAAACCGACCUUAGCUUACUUAUUCGCGAUGCUUAUGUGGCAUUGUCUACAUCAAAGAAGGAAAUGGAUGAAGAAACGGUGUCAAAGAUCUCAGUUGAACAAUACAUGGAAUAUGCAUCACAUAUUACAGGAGGCACAAUUGUUGAAAUGCCUAUGGUAGAUAUCAGCAUGACAACAUGGCAAGAAGGAGAUAGUAAUGUUUUGGAAUUUAUCUAUGACUGUACUUUCGGUGAAAAAGUUGGUGUUAAGUGGAAUCUAGGUCCUGUGAAUUUCAUUAAGGAAAUGUGGGCCACACAUGUGAGAGCUAUGGCAGUGCGUCACUCCCAAAAUGUAGCAGAUAUUGCUCUUGAUAAUGAGGAAGAUGUCGAAAGGAGAUUAAAAGAAGAAGAAAGUACCUCUAGAUUUAUAUAUGUUCCGCUCCGUGAUCCAAAGAUCGAUAUGCCUCAGAUUAAAGAUUUAGGUGAUGCCACCCCACCAUUAGAAUGGUUUGGUGUUAAUAGAAAGAGAUUACCCAUGUUUACACACUUAACAGUAAUAAAACCUGUACAACAGAUCGUUCACACUGCCGAACAGCAAUAUGCCAGUAUUAUUGGGCAUUCUCAAUAG
Molecule: messenger RNA, 8994 nt
Organism: Maudiozyma saulgeensis
Lineage: Eukaryota; Fungi; Ascomycota; Saccharomycetes; Saccharomycetales; Saccharomycetaceae
Source: the annotation of a GenBank genome assembly